CAGAGCUGCGCAUACAGUAAAUAGCAAAUAGAUAAAAAGGGGAGAAUUGAAAAAUAGAAAAGUCAGAAGAGGAGGAGGAGGAAGAGGAGGGUGGCGGUGUCCUGCACACAAUAGAAGAAAAUAACUUUAAAACAGGAAAGCAAGGGGAGAGAAAGAUAAAUACAGAUUCCAGGGCUGUGUAGUAGGAAAGGCCUGAGAUCCCCAUGGCGGCCCCGACGGGAGUGGAGCACUUUGCCGAGGACCUGAUCUGCUCCAUCUGCCUGGAGCUCUUCCAGGACCCCGUGAUGCUGGAAUGCGGGCACAACUAUUGCCAGAAUUGCAUCGCCCGUUACUGGGCAGAGGUGCCCGUCGGUGGCGGUGGCGGCAGCAGCAGCGACAGCAGCAGCAGCGACGGGGAGGACGCUCCUCUGCCCACGUGCCCGGAGUGCCGCCGGGAGAUCCCGGGGGGCAAAUUCACGGCUAACCGCGUCCUGGGCCAGCUGGCGCGGAAGACCCUGGAGACCCUGUCCGCCCGGGCGAGCGACGAAGACGCCGAGCCCGACGGGCUGCUGGAUGACGAAGUGCAGGGAGAGCUGCUCUUCUGCGCCGACGACGGCUGCCUGGUGAGGGCGCUGCAGCCGGAUCACUGGGGGCACCAGUGCAUCCCGUUGGACGGGGCUGUGGAGCGCUACAAGGAGGUCCUGACAGCUGCUCAGGCGGUGCUGGGAUCCAGAGCCCAAGCGGCGAAAUCGCUGCAAGAGCAGAGCGCCCAGAAAUUUCCGGAAAUCUCUGCCCAGCGCCUCCGCCUGGAGCAGCACCUCUCGGCCCAGUUCACCGAGCUCCACCAGUGGCUCCAGGAGAAGGAGGCGGCGAUGAGGAGGGAGAUCCGGCGCGAGGAAGAGCUCCUCCUCAGCGAGCUGGAAAGGAACCAGCGCAACGGGCAGGAGCAAGUCCGCGUGGCUGAGGAACAAGUGGCAAAGAUCCAGGCACGGCUGGAGGAGCAGCUGGACCCCGAAACCUUCCUUAAGGACAUCAAAGCCUUCACAGAAAAAUAUUGCCCUAGUGAUGAGAAAGGAUCCACACUGCCUGUGGUCGCCCGUGAGUUCAGCCUGGGCCAAUUUAAGGGCCCUAUUCAGUACAUGGUGUGGAAGGAGAUGCUGCCAGCUCUGAGACCUUCUCCCUGUCAAAUCACCUUGGAUCCUGCCACCAACCACCCCAACCUCGUGCUCUCCAAGGACCUUGAUAGUGUUCGUCUUGAAGACAACCCUGAGGAUGAGGUCCCUGACGGGCCUGAGAGGUUCAGUAAGUGCGUGUGUGUGCUGGGCGCUCAGGGAUUUACCUCAGGACGCCAUUACUGGGAAGUAGAGGUGAGGAAUAAAACCAGCUGGGACAUUGGUUUGGCCAAGGAGUCCGUCAACAGGAAGGAAGCCAAAGUGAAAGUCAAGCCCAGCAAUGGAUUCUGGGCCAUCUGGCUGAGGAACGGUAGUGAAUACAAGGCCCUUGAGUCUCCCCCCAAGCUGCUGUCCCUCAAGGCCAAGCCCCAGAAAGUCGGGGUCUACCUGGACUACGAAGCAGGGCAGGUCUCCUUCUAUGAUGCUGACACCAUGCUCCACAUCUACACCUUUUCGGACAUCUUCUCCGAGCGCCUCUACCCCAUGUUCAGCCCUGGAGUCAACAAAGACGGGCUCAACGGCGAAGCCCUCCACCUCCUGUCCCUGCGGACAUAGCAAAGGCUGUACCUGGAAGUCCCAGCAAGCCCCGCCAGGACCCUGUUUCAUUUGCAAACGGUCUUAAUUUAUGUUGAGUUGCUGGAAAAAGGAGGACUUGGACCAGGUGGUGCCUGGCUAGGAAACCAUUGGCGCCCCGUGCAAAGUUGAUCUGAGCUUCCCAAUGAAAGAAUGGGCACAAUUCAAAGUGUUGGUGCUGACCUUUAAAGCCCUAAACAGCC
This is a messenger RNA of Lacerta agilis (Sand lizard), 1927 nucleotides long. RefSeq names its product zinc-binding protein A33-like. Gene Ontology annotation, molecular function: protein binding. NCBI's taxonomy places the organism in Eukaryota, Metazoa, Chordata, Lepidosauria, Squamata, Lacertidae. The transcript has 6 exons. The record is from RefSeq and is a predicted model, not a curated record. The coding region runs from base 204 to 1706 and encodes 500 amino acids.